AUGCCGGCCCCUGCAGCGCGCCUUUCGAUGAGCUCCUUCGAGGUCAUCAAGGUUGUUGGUGAGGGCACGUACGGCGUCGUCCUCCAGUGCCGCUGUAAAAAGACAGGAGAUAUUGUUGCCGUCAAACGGUUCAAAGAAGCGAUUUUAGAUGAGUAUGGGCAUCGAGUGAUGUUACGAGAGUUGCGUGUUUUGAACCUCCUUCGAGGUGAACAGAACGUGGUGCAGCUUGUCGAUGCUUUUCGUGAAAAGAGGCAGCUGUGCUUGGUCAUGGAGUACGUGAGCGGCACACUGUUAGACAUUAUUAGGAAAAGACCAUCUGGAGUGCCGUUGCCACAUUUACGGCGCCUCCUCUACACAUUACUCUUGGGGCUACGGUCCUGCCACCGCAAUGGCAUUAUUCACCGCGACGUGAAGCCAGAAAAUACUUUAGUCCGAAAUGGGCACACUGUGGUGCUAUGCGAUUUUGGUUCCUCACGAACAAUUCAGCCACCGUUAAGUUUGACCACGACGAGUGGGGGUCUUCUGCAGGCGCCACAGUGGAAGCAACCGGCACUGACAGAGUACGUGGCUACGCGGUGGUACCGCAGUCCUGAAAUGCUGCUUGGGAUGCAAAACUACAGCUUCACGUCAGAUAUGUGGGCUGCUGGAGCCAUAAUGGCUGAGCUGGCACUUGGUGAGCCACUUCUUCCAGGGAGGUCGGAGAUGGAUCAGCUCAUGCUUAUACGCCAACGCAUUGGGGAGUUUCCACCUUCUCUGAUGGAUAAUAUCGGCUCCAAAUCUUCAAUGCACACCACAUUGGCGCGCUUAAACCACCGUUUCGGUAGAAAGGCAGACGCGACAGAAGACUUCAUCGGUAAUCGCUACGGUCAGGUGCUUGGCGAAAAUGGGCUUCAUCUCCUUCGUUCUCUGCUAACUAUCGAUUGGAGCAAGCGUUGCACCGUAGAUGAGGCCCUAUGCCAUACUUUUUUCGACGGAUUAGUAUUGGAUGAUGUUCUUCCCCAAACUAAACUAGGGGUCGGGGAAGCGGCACGUGAGUCAGCCGGUGUGGUGCGUGCCGAGGGUAAAACAAACACCUUCAAGAGAAACUGCAAGGAACGUGACAAGUGGUUUGGGGUGGGAGAAGGCAUACCUGUGCUUCUGCAGGAGAUCGAGCCUCUCCAUGGUCAGGGCAUGGUGGAGCCGCGGACGCCUGAAGUGCUCGCAGUGGAGGCGUUAGCACCCCCCAUCGCCUUGUCCACAUCAGCUAGGGAAACAGAUACAACCGCUAACUGCGCCACUUCUUCACCAUGCUCGUCAACCGAUGAUUACAGCCCAGAUGAUAGGAGGUGGAACGAUGCCACACCUGCUCGGAUUCCAUCUGUGCAGCUUCCGAGUAUUCCUUCAAAGUCAGCGUUUGGCCUUGGAGGCGCGUCGCCGGCUUCUCCUUCGUUAAACUUCCCCAGCGCAAAAGGGAUCUCAGUGGCUGUGAAGCCCCUCUCUCACUCCCCCAAACAGGUCCAGAUUCCUCUGCCGUGUUCGUGCCUCUCACAGCUUCGGUGCCCCCAUAACAUGUCGCAAAGGGCGGUUGCGCCAGAAAAGUACAUCAGCAGCAGCAGCUACGUCAAUGGCGGGAACAGUGGUUUGGUAUACGUCAACAAGGCACCAUGUUUGAGGCUGAGCGCUUUUCUGCGACCGCCCAUGAAAAAAAAGGGCCGACUCGUCUUUAGCUCCAGACUCUCCUUGGAGCGCUUGUAG
Molecule: messenger RNA, 1734 nt
Organism: Trypanosoma grayi
Lineage: Eukaryota; Euglenozoa; Kinetoplastea; Trypanosomatida; Trypanosomatidae
Product: putative protein kinase
Exons: 1
Coding region: 1-1734 (577 amino acids)
Biological process (GO): intracellular signal transduction; protein phosphorylation
Cellular component (GO): cytoplasm; nucleus
Molecular function (GO): MAP kinase activity; ATP binding
Source: RefSeq, a predicted model, not a curated record